This is a messenger RNA of Aspergillus nidulans FGSC A4, 858 nucleotides long. RefSeq names its product DUF3632 domain-containing protein. The transcript has 2 exons. Lineage: Eukaryota; Fungi; Ascomycota; Eurotiomycetes; Eurotiales; Aspergillaceae. Bases 1 to 858 code for a protein of 285 amino acids. The record is from RefSeq and is a predicted model, not a curated record.
AUGCCGGAUAUCACAGACCCAAUCUACGCGUCCCGUCUAACGAUCCUCCAGGAUCUGUUCGCCAACAGCAUAUCUGCGCCAACGGCUGCCAAACAACUAGCUGAAUCCUCCUUAUCUGACAACGAACCGCUUGAGGAGCGCCUUAAUCGGCUUUGGGAUUUGAUUAUCAAGCUAGCACGCGAGCAUCCUGAGCACCAAGAUAAGCUUGUCGAUGUCGUCGUGGAUCUCUCCGAGCUCCCCAGUCCCGACCCCGCAGAGGCAGGAGAAGAACCAGGUUCAGAACCUUUAACAAUCCACGGCAUGGAAGUCUGGAAAGACCUCCCAAUGCUUGGCUGGCGCUUCCGGGAUUUCUGGAAUGUGUCAAUACGCCCUAACAGCAAUCCUGAGGACCGACAAAAAGCCGUCUCAGAUAUCAUCAACACAAACAAAUUCGCUGCCCUUCUUACGGCAACCGACGAACCUGUCUUCGCGUCAUUUUCGUGGUUUGCUCUGGUAACUCUCCGCAGUGCGCUCGAAACACCGACAGAGCAGAUGCGGCCGGCAGAGCCCUUGGAGGCUUGGAUCCCUGCAGCGGCGGCAUGGAUUGAAACUUUAGGUGUGGAAAUCUAUAAAUGGGAUGAGGAAUUUGAGUCUGGGCCUAAUGUCGGCGCGAGGGGCAAGGGCGGUCCGCUGUGGGACGGGAAACAUGGCUUCUGCAAGGGGAGAUGGGAGCUCUGGCGGAAGCGGUUUGGCGAGAUAUCCAGAAUGGAGGGGGAGCUUGCGGAGGGGAUGGUCAGAGCUGUUAGGGUUAAGCCGAGCUUCAUCGUCACUGAGAACAGUCCAGACAGCAGUUGUUUCUCAUGCCAUCCACCGACCUAG